GGCGGGGCGGGGCGGGCGCGGCCCUCCCUCGCCGCCGAGUCACGGCGCGUCGCCAUGGCGGCGCCAUAAACAGGCGGCGGCCGCCGCGCCCGGCGCUUCAGUGCGCGGCGCCCGGAGCAGCGCCAUGGCCGGAAGCGCUGAGAUGGCGUCUCUGGAAGAGAGCUUCCGGAAGUUCGCAAUCUAUGGGGACACCAAGGCUACAGGGCAAGAAAUGAACGGGAAGAACUGGGCCAAGCUGUGCAAAGACUGCAAAGUGACUGAUGGCAAAAGUGUCACCAGCACCGACGUGGACAUUGUCUUCUCGAAGGUGAAAGGGAAGACAGCCCGCGUCAUCAACUAUGAGGAGUUCAAGAAGGCCCUGGAGGAGCUGGCUCCGAAGAGAUUUAAGGACAAAAGCAAAGAGGAGGCAUAUGAAGCUAUUUGUCAGCUGGUGGCAGGGAAGGAGCCAGUCAAUGUGGGCGUCACUAAAGCCAAGACUGUUGGAGCAGUGGAGAGACUGACAGACACCUCCAAGUACACGGGCUCCCACAAGGAGCGCUUCGAUGAGAGUGGCAAGGGCAAGGGGAAGAGUGGGCGAGAGAACAUCGUGGACACCAGUGGCUACGUCAGCGCCUACAAGAACGCAGGCACCUAUGAUGCCAAAGUGAAGAAGUAGGGACAGCUGCCUGUGGCGCCCACCCGCCCCGGUCCCUGCGCACCAGGCCUUUGGGGCUUCAGUCAUGUCAGCCUGGGGACAUGCCCUUGUGAUAUGGGGUCCCGGGAGACGGUGCUGGACCCAGCCCCAGGCUGCCGGGAUGUUGGUUGCCCAGCGCUGAUGUGAUUAGAAAGUCACCGGGUUGUGCGCUCUGCCCUGACAACUACGUUUAUCCGUGCUGUAUUGUGAGCCGUGUCCCUCCUGCUGGUACUAACAGGCCCUCUCCCCUCCUGCCCUCCCAUGGGGCAGCUCCCGCCAUACUAACAACACUUCUCCUCAGAGCUUCCUGUGCCCUGCUGGCCCUGAAGCCUUCCCUACCUCAGCCCUGUCCCUCAGGGCACUCUCCCUGCCAGUCCCACUGGCAAUCACAGCCUUUCUUUUCUACAGACCUCCGGGGACCUGCAUUCCCUUCUGUAUGACCACCAUGGCCUUCUCUUCUCCACCGAUGCCUGCUCACGCUGUCCGCUCACCUCUGGGCUGCCUGGGUUUGCUGCUCUCUCCUGCUUGUGGUAGGCCACCUCUGCCCAGUGCCAUGGGAGGCUCUGUCCCUGUGGGUAUCAUUAGUGCUGGUGCUAAAGGGCUUCUCCGGGACACACUCCACUGGUGAGCAUACAGGGGCCCUGCAUGCACCCCAGCAGACCUGGCCUGUGCUGCGCUUAAUGCUUCUCUGCUGUUGCCAAAGGCCUCCUGAGCCCUCGGGCCUGCACCCACGUGGCUUCCUACUGCCUUUGAGAAGUCCAUGCCAAAGGAUUCUGCAGACCCAUACUGUAACCUGGCUCUGCAAUAAAGCCCUGCUAGUACUGA
Molecule: messenger RNA, 1498 nt
Organism: Dromaius novaehollandiae (emu)
Lineage: Eukaryota; Metazoa; Chordata; Aves; Casuariiformes; Dromaiidae
Gene: TPPP3
Product: tubulin polymerization promoting protein family member 3
Exons: 4
Coding region: 125-655 (176 amino acids)
Biological process (GO): positive regulation of protein polymerization; microtubule polymerization; microtubule bundle formation
Cellular component (GO): microtubule
Molecular function (GO): tubulin binding
Source: RefSeq, a predicted model, not a curated record